AUGUCCUCCGCCAGCUGUAAGCAUUUGCUGAUGUGCAAUGUGCAGUUGGCAGCCAAAUUAAAGGAGGAACUAAAUGAGCUGUACGGAAUGGUCGAUGAGUAUAUACAGGCCAAUUAUGAUAACAAUUCUAGUGAGCUGAAAAACUUAACAGCGACGGAUAUUAUUAGGAAGCUUAUAGAUACCAACGCGACCCACACUUUGAAGAGUUUGCCUUCGUCAUGUCCACCAUAUAGAAAUGCACAUGGCAUUUAUACGGCCAAUGUUACGGGUCUGCCACCCUUUCAAGUGCUGUGUAAUUCAAAUCUAGCCGGUCCGGGCUGGACGGUGAUUGCAUCCCGAACUGUCGGCGAUCUAAACUUCUUUCGCAACUGACGGGAAUAUAAGCAAGGGUUCGGCAAUCUGACAAAUGAAUUCUUUAUUGGUCUGGAUAAACUACACGCCAUAACUGCCUCACAGCCGCACGAACUCUAUAUCUACUUUGAGGACUUCUCGGGCAAUAAGCGUUAUACACGUUAUGAUGAAUUUUUAGUUGAUACAGCAAGUGAAAAAUAUGCCAUAACAAAAUUGGGCAAUUAUUCCGGAGAUGCGGGCGAUUCUCUAACACGUCACGCCAAAAAGAAAUUCUCCACACAUGACAAUGACAACGAUGCUAAUUCCCAAAACUGUGCCAUUGAGCGUAUGGGUGCUUGGUGGUAUGCUGAUUGUAGCGACAGCAAUCUAUUCGGACUCUAUUUGGCUGGCAAGGACAACAGUAAAUUAUUUUCAAAAGGUAUGUUUUGGAUUACGUGGCUAGGCACGGAGUAUUCAUACAAAGUGGUGCAAAUAAUGGUGCGACCAAAAUGUCCCUGCUCCUACUCAAGUUAA
This is a messenger RNA of Drosophila novamexicana, 864 nucleotides long. Its product is annotated as ficolin-1. The transcript has 3 exons. The record is from RefSeq and is a predicted model, not a curated record. Lineage: Eukaryota; Metazoa; Arthropoda; Insecta; Diptera; Drosophilidae.